This is a messenger RNA of Ostreobium quekettii, 336 nucleotides long. The record is from the annotation of a GenBank genome assembly. Lineage: Eukaryota; Viridiplantae; Chlorophyta; Ulvophyceae; Bryopsidales; Ostreobiaceae.
AUGAGUUUGUUCGAUGCAGCCAUCUGGCUGUUCAUCUUUGUUGCAUGUGACACCCUGCAAGGGCUGCCUAGGGCGACAAUGGUCUGCAGCUUUAUUGCAUGUGCGGGUGCAGCAACAGACAGCUACAGGGGAUCGACUAGCAACUGGGCUGAUAUGCAGUGGAUACAAGAGAUUCAUCCCUUCUGUGGAAACCACACCACAAAUCGGAAACAACAUUCAGGCGCAUCGGGCUCAUUUCACAUUCUUGUAAGGGCUACCGACUCGGUGCUUCCUAACCUUGUGGUUCAUUGGGCCUACACCAAAAUACAUUUGCUAGAUUUAGUGGUCAGCAUCUAG